AUGGGCGAAGCACCACGAUCAUGGCUCGAAGACCGCUGCAUCGACGACCUUCGACCAAUGCGGGUCGUGGUAAUUGGAGCUGGCAUUUCCGGUAUCCUAGCGUCGAUCCGUCUUCCACAGCGAAUCCCCCAUCUCUCUCUUCAGAUCUAUGAGAAGAACGCGGAUAUUGGCGGGACGUGGUUCGAGAACCGGUAUCCGGGAUGUGCUUGCGAUAUUCCCGCACACACUUAUCAAGCGACAUUUGAGCCGAAUCAUGAAUGGAGCCAGUUCUAUGCGACGGCCCAGGAAAUCCACCAGUAUUGGCGAAAGGUGGCGGCGAAAUACGACAGUAUGAAAUAUAUCAAGCUUAAUCACAAGAUCAUUGCUGCCACGUGGAAUCCCGAACAGAGUAAAUGGGUGGUUCAGGUUGAAAACGUGGAAACCGGAGAGCACUUUGAAGACGUGUGCGAUGUCGUGGUGUCGGCCACGGGUGCUUUAAAUGCCUGGAAAUGGCCACAAAUUCCGGGCUUGCUUGAUUUCAAAGGGGAUUUAUUACACAGCGCCCAAUGGGAUCCGAAGUUCGAUUGGACUGAUAAGAGACUAGCAGUCAUCGGCAACGGAUCAAGUGGGAUCCAGAUAGUCCCGGCUGUGUUGGCCAAAUCGGCCCAUAUUGAUCAUUAUAUCCGUGGCCGGACGUGGCUGUCUCCUACAUUCGCGCGAGAGAAGGUUGAUCAGAUGGGCAAGGGGCUGGAUAAUUUUUCAUUCUCCCCUGAAGACAUCAAACGAUUUAAGGAAGACCCGGAUUUCUAUGAGAAGUUCCGAAAAGAUAUCGAGCUUGAACUGCAAUCCGUCCAUGCGGUCACCAUUAAAGGGUCCCCCGAGCAGCUGGGGGCGCUUGAAGUGUUCACCGAAAACAUGAAGCGCAGACUCGCAGGGAAACCUGACUUGGCUGAUUCCUUGAUGCCGUCGUUUCCUCCCGUCUGUCGCCGAUUGACGCCAGGACCUGGGUACCUGGAGGCCCUUACCGAUCCGAAAGUGGACGUGAUCACGACGGGGAUCCGCGAAGUGGUGCACGAUGGAAUCAUCACCACCGAUGGCCAUCAUCACCCAGUCGACGCCAUCAUCUGCGCGACAGGAUUCGACACUUCAUUCUGCCCCCGUUUCCCCGUCAUCAACAAAAAUGGGCUGAGUCUCGCAGAGAAGUGGAAACAAGUGCCGUCGACGUACCUCUCAUUGGCGACGGACGAUUUUCCCAAUUAUUUCUUCUCCCUGGGGCCGAAUUCGGCCUUGGGCAGUGGCAAUUUGUUGUUGUUGAUCGAGAAGGUCAUCGACUACAUCACUUUCUGUGUGGGCAAAAUGCAGAGAGAGAAUAUCCGGAGCAUGGCGCCUCGAGUAGACGCCGUUAAGGGGUUUGUUGAAUACUGCGAUCAGUACUUCCAGACCACGGUGUUCAGCCUCGACUGCCGCAGCUGGUAUAAGGGUGGGACUUCGGAUGGCAGAGUAAGCGCUCUGUGGCCGGGAUCGUCCUUGCAUUCAAUGAAGGCUUUGGCCCAUCCUAGGUGGGAAGACUUUGUGUAUGAAUAUGUCAAUGAUAACCCGAUGGGCUGGAUUGGGAAUGGCUGGACGGUGGAAGAGAAAACGAAGCAGGUCAGGGUGGAUUAUUUGAACCGCGACCAGAUCGACUUUCCGCCCGUGCCGACGGAGAAUGAAGGAGGUAAAGAGAAGUAA
Messenger RNA from Exophiala dermatitidis NIH/UT8656, 1707 nucleotides. RefSeq names its product cyclohexanone monooxygenase. The record is from RefSeq and is a predicted model, not a curated record. The transcript is spliced from 6 exons. Bases 1 to 1707 code for a protein of 568 amino acids. Lineage: Eukaryota; Fungi; Ascomycota; Eurotiomycetes; Chaetothyriales; Herpotrichiellaceae. Gene Ontology annotation, molecular function: NADP binding; N,N-dimethylaniline monooxygenase activity; flavin adenine dinucleotide binding.